Messenger RNA from Pochonia chlamydosporia 170, 705 nucleotides. Its product is annotated as fungal zn(2)-Cys(6) binuclear cluster domain-containing protein. Gene Ontology annotation, molecular function: zinc ion binding; DNA-binding transcription factor activity, RNA polymerase II-specific. The coding region runs from base 1 to 705 and encodes 234 amino acids. Gene Ontology annotation, biological process: regulation of DNA-templated transcription. NCBI's taxonomy places the organism in Eukaryota, Fungi, Ascomycota, Sordariomycetes, Hypocreales, Clavicipitaceae. The record is from RefSeq and is a predicted model, not a curated record. The transcript is spliced from 2 exons.
AUGUUUGGAACUUGGAAAUAUGGCCGCGGUGAAGGACAAGUCGAGAACUUGAAGAUUUCCCACGACUAUGAGACAGCACGUUCCAACCAGCAUCAAUUGAAAUGCAGCGGCGAAAGGGAAGGCUGUGACAGAUGCGCCGCCCAAGGCCUUGCCUGCGAAUAUAGCCGCUCGAGUUCUCGCAGUCAGAAAAAGUCCAGGAAGUCGGAGGUGCCCUCCUCCUGCAGCUCAAGAAGUGGCCGUGAAACCAGCGGCAGCCCGAAAAGUUCACAUAAACCUCAUUCCCAUUCCCAUUCCUCAAAGUCCAGAAAGGACAGACGGGGUAGCCACCACUCGGGUAGCUCUCGCGCUGAAUCGCUUGUGGCCAGUGGGCAAAUCUAUGACAGCGGCUCAGGAGACACGGGCUAUGGAAUGGGUGCAUUUGACAGCUACGGGACUAUAGCUUCUACUGCAGCCUCCCAUGCUUCAGCAUAUCACGCAACUGCCCCAAUAGAGGGCUUUCCAGCUGGUGGAGAUUUCGAUCAAGGAAACUGGAUGCUAGAUGUAGCAACCAGCUCUGGGACCAUGGGCUCGUCAUUCAUGGCAACUUCCGACUCCAUGUACGGAAACGAUGCCACUGCAUACGGCAACUAUCCUGGCCAAGAUGGCUACGACAUGUACUCAAACGUUGACCCUCGCUACUGGGGCCAAAGCCAGAAUCAAGAUUGA